CACAUUUUCUCUCAGAUUCUCUAUCAUCAUUGUGCUUCCUCAGUUUUCCACUCAGUUUUUUUGUUGCUCCAGUUUUUCCAAGCUUAAGGCUACUCAUCAUUCUUUUGUACAAAUUAUUUGUCUCAUUCACCUUCACCAUUAUACAUCUCCAUUCUCCAUCCUUUUUAAUCUCCUUCUUUACCAUUUCAUAUAUAUUGCCAUUUGCACUUGUCCUUUCCCAUCCCUUUCUCUCUGAACUCUUUGUUGUUUUCAUCCCGGUCUCAUCUCCACUUCACUUCACUGCCUCUCAGUUCUUUUGUUUUUAUGUUCUUUCUUCAAUGGAGGCUGAGGCACUUUACAGUUUCAGAGCGACUGAAUGUGAUGAGAUCAGUUUCCAGAAGGGUGACAUCUUGAAGGUGACAAACAUGGAUGAUGAUCCGAACUGGUAUACGGCUGAGCUGUUUGGUAGGCGGGGCUAUGUACCGAAGAACUAUAUCAAUGUAAGACCUCACACGUGGUUUGUGGGUGGAAUUUCACGACAGGCCGCAGAAAACCGUCUGAGACCACUGGAGUGUGGAGCGUUUCUCAUUAGGGAGAGCGAGAGCACACCGGGAGAGUUCUCUGUGUCUGUCAGUUACGGGGACCACGUGCAGCACUUUAAGGUUUUGAAAGAUGGACUAGGGCAGUUCUUCAUAUGGGAUGAAGUCUUCAGCUCCCUCAACCAGCUGGUGGACUUCUACAAAAUCAACAGCAUUGCCAAAGAGAGAACUGUCUUCCUGAAAGAGCCUGAGGGAUCAUUAGCUAGGCCACGUCAUGCCCAUGCCCUCUUUGACUUCACAUCUAAUCAUGCGACUCAUCUACGUUUCUUGCGCGGUGAUGUCAUCGACCUGCUCGACUGUUCGGAUGCUCAGUGCUGGAGGGGGCGGUGCCGUGGAAGAGUGGGCGUAUUUCCACCAGAGUAUGUGCAGCCAAUUUAUCACUGAAUUUCAGCUAUGUGUGUCACCACCCUGUACAGUUAAACAAACUGGAUGAGAGCCCAAGACAUAUUCAUCAGUCACACAUAUUCUUCAUAAAUCUGAAGGUAAACUAAACCUUAUUCAUCGAUGUUUGGUGCAUUAAAGUUUUUAAGGUUUGAAUUUAACCUUUGCCCAUCAUCUUUUUUGUUGACCACUUUGAGAAGGCGAAUUAGAAAUCAGUUAUAAAUUGUGAGCAAACCAGUUUUUGUAACACCUUUAGUGAACAUAAACAGUUGCUUCCUGUUUAUUCUUCUUUCAAAUAUUUUAAAGUCAUUUCAAAUAAAGGUAUGAUAAUAUAAUUGGUGUAUCAACCUUGAACAUAAUGUUUUAUAUUGAGGCAUUAUCAUGUUUUUUUUUCUUUUCUUUUUUUAAGCAGAAGUGAGCCAGACCUACUAUAUAUGUAUUUUAUUCAGUAUAAAGUUCUACAGUCAUGAGCAUGGGAAAUGUUAUUUUUAUUUUAUUAUUUAUUUUCUUUAUUGUGCUUAUGCUAUAAACAUAACUUUGAGUAUUACUUAUAAUAAUUUUUGUGAUUUCAAAAAUGUAUUUAUUUCUGUGAAAAUACUUUCUCCAGUCCCAAAUUAAUAUGCAGAGACAACUUUAAAUCAUUUGCAUGUUGAUUUCUCUUUAAACACUGUGGCUUCGUGGUGCUAUCAAAACAUUUGCUCAACCAGUGAUGUAAGUUUGGGAUGGGGCUAUCAUUUCAUCCAAAGGCAGAUUGGGUGAGUGUCUAGGAUGCCUGUCACAAUUAUUUUUGUAAUUCUGUUUAAUGUCACAGAAAUUACACACUUCACCUUUUUUUAAUUAUUAUUAUUACUAGUUAGAUUUAAUUUUUUUACUGUAAUGUUGAAAUCAUGACCAUAGCUAAUUUAAUUUAGACCUCUAGUAAUUAUUAUGAAUUGCUAAUUUAGUUUCCUAAACAAUCAUUGCAAAAAAUAAUUGAAAAAAAUAAUAAUUUAUGUUGUAAAAUACAGAGGUAAUUAUAAAAAGU
Molecule: messenger RNA, 1983 nt
Organism: Carassius gibelio (silver crucian carp)
Lineage: Eukaryota; Metazoa; Chordata; Actinopteri; Cypriniformes; Cyprinidae
Product: GRB2-related adapter protein-like
Exons: 5
Coding region: 318-962 (214 amino acids)
Molecular function (GO): protein binding
Source: RefSeq, a predicted model, not a curated record